AUGAGCAAGCACAUCCUGUUGCUAUUCCCUCUGUGCUGCCUCAUUGUGGCAGUGACAUCACUUAGAUGCAUGACAUGUCACCUUCGCACACCGACAGACCACUGUAGGAGAGGUUUUGGUGUCUGUAUUGCUCAGAAGUAUGAGACAUGCAUGCUCUUAAAGAUCUUUGAGGGUGAUGCUCUCCAGAUAUCAUACAUGGUGUGUCAGAAAUUCUGCAGAGACUUGGAAUUUAAUCUCAAUAAUCGAACUUAUGUUCAUAAAUGCUGCAAUUACAGUUAUUGUAACUUCAAACUCUAA
Messenger RNA from Otolemur garnettii (small-eared galago), 297 nucleotides. RefSeq names its product prostate and testis expressed 3 (gene PATE3). The record is from RefSeq and is a predicted model, not a curated record. NCBI's taxonomy places the organism in Eukaryota, Metazoa, Chordata, Mammalia, Primates, Galagidae. Bases 1 to 297 code for a protein of 98 amino acids. The transcript has 3 exons.